AUGAGCAAAUAUUUGCAGAAGUUACGUCACUUACUGAUCAAAGGGGAGAGAGCACCAGACCUGCUAAGGCAGCUUCGCUUCUCAGUGACUGGACCGUGUGGUAACCUGGAGCCCUGUUUUACCUACAAAGAACGGCAGCUUAGAGGGUACUCUUCUCCAGGCAUGCACGGCCUCCGACUCAUCAUGAUACCAGUCGAUCUACUUCUGUUUCUGUGCCACCUCCUGCUGCACCCUGCAGACGCCAUUUCAUAUGGAGAGCAGGCAAAUGUCUCUGUGCACCUUCCUUUAUCCUUGGUGUCCCAGCCACCCUCCUCAGACCCCGAGUUCUGUAAGACACUGCUCCCAAAGUCCCUGCCUGGCUUUACCCACAUGGCCCCUCUACCCAAGUUUCUGGUAGGCCUGGCUCUAAGGAAUGCCCUGGAGGAAGCUGGCUGCCAAGCUGAUGUCCAGGCCCUGCAGCUUCAGCUCUACCGCUGGGGUGGUGUGAAUGCCACACAAGUCCUCAUCCACCACCUUCAAGGGCUCCGGAAAGGCAGAAGCAAAGCGAGGGAUGUGUCGGUGGAAGCCCUGGCCUCCUCUCUGCAACUUUUAGCCAGGGGACAACCAGGCCUGGAGAGGGCCCGACGCUCCCUCCCCACUGAGGACUGUGAGGAUGAGCAGGAGCAGAAUGUGCACAGUGUGGUUAGGCUACUACCUGGAGUAGGAACCUACUACAACCUGGGUACAGCUUUGUAUUAUGCUGCUAAGAACUGCUCAGACAGGGCCAAGGAACGAGGCCAGGAUGGGGCCAUUGAUCUGGGUUAUGACCUUCUGAUGACCAUGGCCGGGCUGGCGGGAGGGCCCACAGGUCUAGUGAUAAGUGCUGCACUUAAGCCGGCAUUAAAGGCUGGAGUUCAGCAGUUGAUCCAGUAUUAUUACGAUGAGAAAGAGGCAAACGUCGCCUAGCUGGAGGCCAGCAGAGAGGGCUUGGGGGCCACCUCAGUUGUGAGUGACCUGGAAGAAGCAAGUACCGUGGUAUCUUUGGUAUCAGAGACUGCAAGUUCAGCUCCCCACUGGAGUGGGCCUUAUUCAAGAACUAUAACCUAAAUUCUUGGGCUGGGAGUUUUGGAAAAUAAAAGAUGGUAACCACAGAACGAAUGAAUCUAAUAUUCUGACAAGCUGUGUUCAAAAUCCAAAUCUCUGAAUUAUUAUCCAGGAGGAAGGCAGUGCUGUAAAAUAGGAAUGUGAAAGUUUGGAGCAUUCGAGGCACUCUCUCAGUACGCUCAGGCCCACUCCUACCUCUCAGGAAUAUACUUCUGCUUAUACUUAAUAAACUACCUUUUCCUUUCA
This is a messenger RNA of Tupaia belangeri chinensis (Chinese tree shrew), 1329 nucleotides long. It is a transcript of the gene APOF, whose product is annotated as apolipoprotein F. The record is from RefSeq and is a predicted model, not a curated record. Gene Ontology annotation, biological process: cholesterol metabolic process. The coding region runs from base 1 to 945 and encodes 314 amino acids. NCBI's taxonomy places the organism in Eukaryota, Metazoa, Chordata, Mammalia, Scandentia, Tupaiidae. The transcript is spliced from 4 exons.